Messenger RNA from Lichtheimia ornata, 1455 nucleotides. RefSeq lists its product as uncharacterized. Gene Ontology annotation, molecular function: D-glucose binding; ATP binding; mannokinase activity. Gene Ontology annotation, cellular component: mitochondrion; cytosol. Gene Ontology annotation, biological process: glycolytic process; intracellular glucose homeostasis; glucose 6-phosphate metabolic process. Bases 1 to 1455 code for a protein of 484 amino acids. NCBI's taxonomy places the organism in Eukaryota, Fungi, Mucoromycota, Mucoromycetes, Mucorales, Lichtheimiaceae. The transcript is spliced from 4 exons. The record is from RefSeq and is a predicted model, not a curated record.
AUGGUGCCGUCAGCAGCCUGUUUCGAACCUACUCGAUAUGCCGAUCAACAACAACAAGAAGCAUUGGAAGAAGUCCACCGUCAAUUCUGGCUUAGCGAAGAAUCCCUCCAUGGCGUUAUCGAUUACUUUCAAAAAGAACUCAAGGCUGGUCUCCUUGACGACAGAUCAAGCGACCUUAACAUGAUUCCUUCAUUCGUUUCAGGAUAUCCUACUGGGCAAGAGAAAGGGACCUAUUUGGCACUUGAAAUCAUAUCCAUGGACAUCUACGUUUGUCAGGUCUUAUUGAAAGGCGAAGGCGGCAAGCUUGCUAUCAAUCAAUACCAGUACAAGAUUCCACAAGAUCUGAUGAGCGGGGAUGAUUUUGUGGUGCUCAUCGAUUACGUUGUCGAGUGCGUUGCCGAUUUCCUCAACCGAGUAGGCACUCAGGAACACUUUGUUUAUUCAAUGGCAUGUUCAUUAUGCUUCGCCAUCAAACAAACAGCUCUCAACAAUGGUCGUAUCAUGUCACUUGGUCACGGAUUCAGUUACCCAAAUGGUGUUGGUGUGGAUAUUGUUCAAAUGAUGCACGAACGAAUGCAACUCAAGAAUCUACCUAUUAAAGUUGUCGCUAUCACAAAUGACGCUGUAUGUGUAUUACUAGCACAUGCAUAUCAACAUGCAUGCACACGUCUUGGCAUUGUGCAUAGUUUGGGUACCAAUUGCGCCUACUAUGAACCUGUGGUGAACGUAACCAAGCUACAAGAUCACGCCUUUUAUUCUCAACAAACGGGCAACAACAUGAUUAUCAAUACAGAAUGGUGCAACUUUGGUUCAUCGCGACGGACAUUGCCAUGCACGUGGUUUGAUCGCAAGCUUGAUCGAGAAUCUAUCAAUCCUCAAUAUCACGUGUUUGAAAAGAUGACAACGGGCAUUGCAUUGGGAGAAUUGGUGCGGAUCAUAUUGAUAUACCUGGUGGAUCGUGAUGUGCUUUUUAAUGGCGAAUCAAGUGAAGCAUUGAACAGGCCGCAUAGUUUUGACACCAGCUACAUGUACAUUUGCGAAGCAGACGAUUCACCUGAACUUGAAGAUACACGUAUUGUCAUCCAGGACAUGAUGAAUAUUCAAAAAUGCACAUUGGGCGAUCGUGAAGUAGUCAAACGUGUAUGCGAACUUGUAGGGACACGCGCAUCCAUGUUGGUGGGAGCAUCCAUUGCAGCUGUCAUCCGGCACAUGGUUGAAAAUGGAACCCCUUUUGAUUCAGAAGAUGGAGGAUGUGCUAUUGCCAUUAGUGGAGAGAUCUAUGAAGAUUAUCCAUCAUUCCAUCCUCGAGUAUGCAGCACCAUCAAGGAAUUGAUACCAGAACACAUCGCAUCCAAACUUACUGUUGGUAUUGUUAAGCAUUCACGCAUCGUUGGAGCAGCCAUUGUAGCCAUGAUGGCAGAGAAAAUAGCAGCAGAUGCCAUUACUAGUUCAUAA